This is a messenger RNA of Mucor velutinosus, 1152 nucleotides long. RefSeq lists its product as uncharacterized. Gene Ontology annotation, cellular component: cytoplasm. The transcript is spliced from 2 exons. Bases 1 to 1152 code for a protein of 383 amino acids. Gene Ontology annotation, molecular function: saccharopine dehydrogenase (NAD+, L-lysine-forming) activity. The record is from RefSeq and is a predicted model, not a curated record. NCBI's taxonomy places the organism in Eukaryota, Fungi, Mucoromycota, Mucoromycetes, Mucorales, Mucoraceae.
AUGCCCCGUAAUACAAGUCAUCCUCAUCUCUGGCUUCGUGCCGAAACUAAGCCUAUGGAGCACCGUGCAGCAUUAACGCCCGCUACUGCAAAGAAGCUUCUUGAUGCAGGCUUUAAAAUCACAGUUGAGAAAUCCACGCAACGUAUCUUUGAUGACAAGGAAUAUGCAGAUGUUGGCUGUACAAUUGUUCCCUUUCAAAGCUGGAAAAGCAAGGCACCUACUGAUGCUUAUAUAGUCGGCUUGAAGGAGCUUCCUGAAAAUGACGAUUCUCCUUUGCAUCACACGCACAUCUUCUUUGCUCAUUGCUUCAAGAACCAAGGCGGCUGGAAGGAAUUAUUACAUCGCUUCGAAGCAGGAAAGGGCACAGUUUUAGAUCUCGAGUUCUUGAAUGAUAAGCAGGGUCGUCGUGUAGCUGCUUUUGGCUUUAUGGCUGGUUUUGCAGGUGCAGCUGUCAGUUUAGAUGUCUGGUGUCACCAAAAGACAAACCCCACGGAAACCUUUGGUGAAUUGAAGCCCUUCCCUAAUGAACAAGCUUUGAUUGACUAUGCCAAGAAGAGACUAUCUGCUGCAUUGCCGUUGAAUGGUAACCGCUAUCCUUCUUUGAUGGUCAUGGGGGCUCUUGGUCGUUGCGGCUCUGGUGCUGUUGACUUUGCUCGUAAGGCAGGUAUUCCCGAGGAAAACAUCAUCAAGUGGGAUAUGCAAGAAACUAAGCGUGGAGGGCCUUUUCCUGAAAUCAUUGCUUCUGACAUCUUUGUCAACUGCAUCUAUCUAAACAAAAAGAUCCCACCUUUUAUCACACAAGAGAUGAUUGAUGGCCGCGACAGAAAACUAUCUGUGAUUUGCGAUGUCAGUUGCGAUACAACCAACCCUAAUAAUCCUAUCCCUGUGUAUAGCAUCAAUACAACAUUUGAUAAGCCCACUGUUCCCGUCAAGACAAGCAACCCUCGACCGCUGGACGUCAUCUCCAUAGACCAUCUGCCUACUCUUCUGCCUCGCGAAAGCUCGGACAUGUUCUCUCAUGAUCUGCUGCCAACGAUGCUGACUCUAAGAACAAGAGAUCAGUCUUCCGUCUGGCAAGGAGCUGAGGACUUGUUUAAGCAAAAACUAGCUUUGGCCAAGAGAAAUGCCAGUGAGUUUGUGUCCAAAUUGUAA